GGAAAAUGUCUGUUGGUCGUGUUUUAAUCUACGGUGGUAGGGGGGCACUGGGGGCAGCAUGUGUAUCUCAUUUCAAGAGUCACAAUUAUUGGGUUGGAAGUAUAGAUUUAAGUGAAAAUGAUCAGGCCGAUGUCAGCAUUGUGGUGCCAAGAGACGGCUCAUGGACUGACCAAGAGCAACACGUUCUCAGUAAAGUAGGGGAUGUACUGCAAGAAAAUAAAUUGGAUGCUGUGAUUUGUGUUGCUGGAGGAUGGGCUGGGGGAAAUGCAAAAAAAGAUUUGGCCAAAAAUGCGGACUUAAUGUGGCGUCAAAGUGUGUGGACUUCAACUAUUUCGGCUGCCGUUGCUUCACAUUAUCUUAAGGAUGGAGGAGUAUUGGCCUUGACUGGCGCCAAGCCGGCAUUGGAUGGCACACCUGGUAUGAUCGGAUAUGGCAUGGCCAAAGCUGCUGUUCAUCAACUAACACGUUCUUUGGCUGGCAAAGAUUCUGGUUUACCAAAUGAUGCACUAGUUGUAUCGAUAUUGCCUGUUACCCUUGACACUCCAAUGAACCGUAAAUGGAUGCCUAAAGCUGAUUUCAGUACCUGGACACCAUUGUCUGAAGUGGCUGGUCUAUUCCUGAAGUGGACCAAAGGUGUAGAACGUCCUAAAUCUGGAUCUUUGUUGCAGCUCAUUACAAAAGAUUCCGUAACUCAAUUGGUAGAAAGUGUAUAAAAAGUCAUGAUA
Musca vetustissima is the source of this 725-nucleotide messenger RNA. It is a transcript of the gene Dhpr, whose product is annotated as dihydropteridine reductase. Gene Ontology annotation, molecular function: 6,7-dihydropteridine reductase activity; NADPH binding; NADH binding. The record is from RefSeq and is a predicted model, not a curated record. Gene Ontology annotation, biological process: tetrahydrobiopterin biosynthetic process; L-phenylalanine catabolic process. The transcript is spliced from 4 exons. The coding region runs from base 6 to 713 and encodes 235 amino acids. NCBI's taxonomy places the organism in Eukaryota, Metazoa, Arthropoda, Insecta, Diptera, Muscidae. Gene Ontology annotation, cellular component: cytoplasm.